Messenger RNA from Synchiropus splendidus (mandarinfish), 3288 nucleotides. It is a transcript of the gene tardbpa, whose product is annotated as TAR DNA binding protein a. Gene Ontology annotation, molecular function: RNA binding. The record is from RefSeq and is a predicted model, not a curated record. Gene Ontology annotation, biological process: regulation of gene expression. NCBI's taxonomy places the organism in Eukaryota, Metazoa, Chordata, Actinopteri, Syngnathiformes, Callionymidae. The coding region runs from base 375 to 1583 and encodes 402 amino acids. The transcript has 5 exons. Gene Ontology annotation, cellular component: nucleoplasm.
UUUUGUUAGCUAGCUCGGGGGUUAGAACGAGGUUAGCCGACGCGUGGAGUCAACAAAUAAUUGCUUUAUUGUCCCGAUUUCUCGCAUUUAAACCCCGACCAGAGACUGGACUGUUUUCCAGGAGUUGUCACGUUGUGUUGUCGUUACAUUAAGUGUAAAUUUAAGGCUGCCUUGCCGCGAGUUGACGACAAAACAGUGCAGAAAGUGGAUGGUCAUUCAUUUCUUGAGCUAACGGAGGAUACGGUCCUCGUUCAUGGCCGCCGGAUAUUAAGUUCUUCUUCUCGUUCUGUCUUGGACUCAGCACGGUGCGCUAGCGUCGAGAGUUGCGGUUGUGUUGGCUGCGUCCACUCGCGAGUACACAGCCUUCAGACGCCAUGGCCGAGUUGUAUAUUCGCGUGGCCGAAGACGAGAGCGAGGAGCCCAUGGAGAUCCCUUCCGAGGACGACGGCACGGUUCUGCUGUCGUCCGUGGCCGCCCAGUUCCCUGGCGCUUGUGGGCUGAGAUACAGAAACCCCGAAUCGCAGUGUAUGAGGGGGGUUCGCUUGGUGGAAGGGGUUCUGCACGCUCCCGAGAACGACUGGGGGAACCUGGUCUAUGUCGUCAACUACCCUAAAGACAACAAAAGAAAAAUGGAAGAAAUAGAUGCAGCAUCAGCUGUGAAGAUCAAAAGAGGCUUUCAGAAGACAUCAGAUCUCAUUGUUCUCGGGCUGCCGUGGAAAACAACAGAGCAAGACUUGAAAGAUUAUUUCAGCACCUUUGGCGAGGUCAUCAUGGUGCAGAUCAAGAGAGAUGCAAAGACUGGGAACUCUAAAGGUUUCGGCUUCGUGCGAUUCACCGACUAUGAGACGCAGGCGAAGGUUAUCGCUCAGAGACACAUGAUUGACGGCCGGUGGUGUGACUGCAAACUACCCAACUCAAAGGCCUUUAUGUUUCCUCAGGCCUGUCCUGACGAACCGAUGCGUAGCCGAAAAAUAUUUGUUGGCCGUUGCACUGAGGACAUGACUCCAGAUGACCUGAGACAGUACUUCAUGCAGUACGGCGAAGUCACAGACGUCUUUAUCCCAAAACCUUUCCGAGCGUUUGCAUUUGUCACAUUUGCUGAUGACCAGGUGGCCCAGGCUUUGUGUGGAGAAGACUUGAUCGUUAAGGGCGUCAGCGUCCACAUCUCCAAUGCCGAACCCAAACACAAUAAUAGUAGGCUAAUGAUGGAGCGAGGGCGGUUUGGGGCUGGCGGGUUUAACCAGGGUUACGGUAGCAAUCGCGGGGGUCUUGGCAGCAGCAGCGGCGGGGUUAACUUUGGAGCACUGGGGCUUAACCCAGCGAUGGUGGCUGCCGCUCAGGCUGCCCUGCAGAGCAGCUGGGGGAUGAUGGGCAUGCUGGCUAACCAGCAGGGGCUGACCACCACAGCUGGCACGGCCACCACCACACGAGACCAGACGUACAGCUCAGCCAGCACCAGUUACAGCAGCCCCAGCUCUGCGAGUCUGGGAUGGGCUGCUGGGGCCAACACGGCUUCCACUGGGGGCUUCAGCUCUGGUUUUGGUGGCUCCAUGGAGUCCAAGUCCUCGAACUGGGGAAUGUAGCUUGUUUGAAUAAUUUUCGGUUGCAAUUAGACUAAUCUGGUAAGUAUAUCCAGAAGAAGUGCUUAUCUUUGUAUUUCUUAAAAAUACACUGCCUUUUCUUUUGGUAAAGAUAAAGUUUGUGUGGCCGACGGAUGGAGUCAUGCAUUUGGAAUGGGUGAUAUAUUUUUUUUUUUUUUUAGUUUUAGCAAGACCUGCCUCACUAGUUUUGUUUUCUUUGUUUUUUGAGAUGUGCAUGCAAGAUUAAUAUUUUAUAAUCAUGCACGAGCAUCAUGAGAAGCUCCAGUCCCUUGUAAAAUGGACCGGAUUAUAUACCUGUAUGCAGUUUGUUGCAUUUCUGUUUCAUUUUUUUUGUUCACAAGUCUGAUGGAACCCCCCUCACCAACAUCUCUCCUGCAGUUCACCAACUCUUUCGCAAUUUCCCGGGAGGGAGCGCCUCAUUGGCAGCACUGUUCGGCAGAUCUCAGUAUCAUUACCCCUCCUCCCAUGUCUAAAUGCUUUGUCAUCAGAGAACACAGCUUCACUCUGCACUAUAAUGUGUUAGACGGUGGGUGUUUCUUCUUUACCCCCUUAUACCUCCCCCUGUUUCAUGGAUUUAGAAAUCUGUCUGCUCUUGUCGCUUUGGAGUGGGAUUGAUGUUGGACGGAGUGAGAGUGAGCGAGCGGAGAGCAACUGGAAAGAAGUGUGAGGCGAACUGCUUGUGCGACGUUUUUAUUUUUGGGGGGGGAGAGACGUGACUGCAAGAGUUGGGAAGAACCUGUGGCUAUGUGCGAGUGUGAGAGGAAACGGCAAGUACGAGUGUGUUCCUAAUGACAUCACAAAGACAUUUUAUCAUGUUGUUCAGGUCUCACCUUUCUUCACCGUCCUUCUGUCGAGCUAACUCUAUCAAGCCGUAAAAUUGUCCAAAUUUAUGAGUAUCUGUCUCCUUCCGUAACUUUCUAUUGUCUGAUUCGAAUGCUGUGUUUGGUGGUUGCCUUUAUUUUUCUCCUUGUGGACCACCUUCUCUCUCUCUCUCUCUCUCUCUCUCUCUCUCGCUCUCUGUGAAAGUGUUUGGUGUGUGGCGCAGAUACACUGUGGGCGUGUGUCGAUUGUGAGAUCAGUGGUGAAUGUUUGACUUGUUCCCAUUGAAAGUUUGUGUUUGAAUCUGAAUGGAUUUCCUGUGUUUGUGAAAGUCUGAAAUAAAGUUGAGUUUGACUAGGUAUAAAGACGCUCUGCAUAGUGACUUAUUUGAAGAAAUUAAUUGUACUGCCAACACUUUAAUUCACAUGUAUAGGCACUUCGGACACGGAACAAAGGAAUCCAGGGUGGAGACGCUGAAGAUGGCGACUGUGGAAUCGCUGCACAUCUGCCUUAAUCCCGAAUGAGAAACCUUGGACCAGCUCAAUUUAACUUAAGUUGGACUCUAUUCAAUUUGGCACAUUUUAAAGCAGCUUACUACUCGAAGGACCAAAAUCUUUACUGCAGUAUAAUGACAAAAUAUUCUUGACCCCAUGUCAGUGAAUGUUGCCUUGUUUGCCUUUGCUCCCAAUGACUUGUGGCUCUGUCAUUAGUCCAAAAUAAAUUCGACUCCGGCAGAGGUUUUUCUAUGUCAAAGGUGAUAUUGGAUGAAAUGUACAAGUUUUUUUUUUGUUUUUAACCGGGCACUGAGAAAUGUGGAACUGUGUGACAUAUUUUAGUAAUGCAGUACAAAAUAAAACUUUAAAAAUGA